CACUUAAUUUCAAAACAUAAAGAAUAUCUCGAAGACAAAGCAGGAAGAAGAACUGUACUUUCUUCAAUAAUCCAAUCACCAUCACCACCAACACUACCCUAUUCAAUACUAUAUAGUCAAUCUCAAUCCCCGAGCAAUACCCAUUUGGGGCCGGGAGAGGAAACAUUCACAUUCACAUUUCACUUCGAAAUCUGGUCCUUCUGUUCACGGAUUCCUCAAACCAGCAUUUCAUCAAACACGUAACACGUAACACACAACCACCACCAACCACCAUGGCCGGCGGCGAUUCCACCGCCGUACCCUACAACCCCACCUUCAAACCCUCCAAACCCAACCCUCUCUUCAAAAAAUCCAACCUCUACCCCCUCAUCGCCGUCCUCUGCAUCAUCUCCUACCUCCUCGGCGCAUACCAACAAAACCCCACCACCACAACCACCGCCACCGCCACCGCCGUCACCACCACAUGCGCCGAAAACCCAACCAAAACAUCCACUACUAAACUAGACUUCCACUCCCACCACAAUGCCACCACCGCCACCUCCACCCACAAGCGCCGCUACCCACCGUGCAACGCUGCUCUUAGCGACUACACACCCUGCGAGGACCGCGCGCGUUCCCUCCGGUUCCCGCGUGACAAGAUGGUGUACCGCGAGCGGCACUGCCCUGGGAAGAAGGAGCUUCUCAAGUGCCGUGUCCCCGCGCCGCACGGUUACCGGAGCCCAUUCCCCUGGCCGGCGAGCAGGGACAUGGCGUGGUAUGCUAACGUGCCGUACCGCCAUCUCACGGUGGAAAAGGCGGUUCAGAACUGGAUCCGUUACGACGGCGAUAGGUUCCGGUUUCCCGGCGGCGGAACCAUGUUCCCCGACGGCGCUGAUAAGUACAUCGAUGAUAUCGGCGCGCUCAUCAACCUCAGGGACGGUUCGGUUCGGACUGCGGUGGAUACUGGUUGCGGGGUUGCUAGUUGGGGAGCCUAUCUUCUAUCCCGUGACAUAUUAACAGUGUCAAUUGCACCAAGGGACACCCACGAAGCACAGGUUCAGUUUGCUCUUGAACGAGGAGUUCCUGCUCUCAUUGGAGUACUUGCCUCUAAGAGGUUGCCUUUUCCUUCCAGAGCCUUUGACAUGGCACACUGUUCUCGCUGCCUCAUUCCUUGGGCUGAAUAUGAUGGGCUUUAUCUAAAUGAAAUUAAUCGAAUUUUACGCCCUGGUGGGUACUGGAUCCUAUCGGGUCCACCAAUCCGGUGGAAGAAAUAUUGGGAAGGAUGGGAAAGAACAAAGGAGGAUCUGAAUGAAGAGCAAACCAACAUUGAGAAGGUAGCUGAAAGCCUAUGUUGGAAGAAGCUAGUGGAGAAGGGUGACAUUGCAAUUUGGCAGAAAGCUCAAAACCAUUUAGAUUGCAAAGCCAACAGACCUAUCUGCCAGGCAGAGAAUAACCCUGACAAAGCAUGGUACACAGAUAUGCAAACAUGUUUGAGUCCUCUGCCUGAAGUGUCCAGCAAAGAAGAAACUGCUGGUGGGGCAUUGGAAAAUUGGCCUGACAGAGUAAAAGCCACCCCACCAAGGAUUUUCAUGGGGGUCAUAAAGGGGGUUACUUCUGAAACUUUCUCAGAAGACAAUGAGCUUUGGAAGAAAAGGGUAUCAUAUUACAAGAAGGUUAACAAUCAGCUAGGAAAACCUGGGAGAUACCGCAACUUUUUAGACAUGAAUGCCAACUUGGGUGGAUUUGCUGCAGCAUUCAUUAAGUACCCUGUUUGGGUUAUGAAUGUGGUUCCUGUCCAGGCUAAGGUUGAUACACUAGGAGCUGUGUUUGAAAGGGGAUUGAUUGGAAUAUACCAUAAUUGGUGUGAAGCAAUGUCUACUUAUCCUAGAACUUACGACUUAAUUCAUGGUGAUUCGAUUUUCAGCCUUUACAAUGACAGAUGUGAAUUAGAGGACAUUUUGCUAGAAAUGGAUAGGGUUCUUAGACCUGAAGGAAGUGUGAUAAUCCGAGAUGAUGUUGAUAUAUUGAUAAAAGUGAAGAGCAUAGUCAAUGGCAUGGACUGGGAAAGUCAAAUUGUGGACCAUGAAGAUGGACCUCUUGAAAGGGAGAAGCUUUUAUUUGCUGUGAAGAAGUAUUGGACAUCCCCUGCAUCUUCUGACAAGAGUAGUUAAAAUACACUUUUUAGAAGCUGUGUCCUCUUCCACUAGGAAAAAGAAAUCUUAGAGGCCACCUUAUUAUUUGUUUUUUUCCCUCCCUUCCUUUGUUACUUUGCUUUUCUUUUCUUUCUUUUGUUAAGCUGUUAUUCUUUUCUAUUUUUAUUUUCUCACUUCUUUUUCCUUUGUGGGACAAGUGCAAGCAAAUUUCAUUGAAGGAAAAUUCAGUUGAUUGUGUGCAGAA
Molecule: messenger RNA, 2376 nt
Organism: Lotus japonicus
Lineage: Eukaryota; Viridiplantae; Streptophyta; Magnoliopsida; Fabales; Fabaceae
Product: probable methyltransferase PMT16
Exons: 6
Coding region: 273-2150 (625 amino acids)
Cellular component (GO): trans-Golgi network; endosome; cytoplasm
Molecular function (GO): methyltransferase activity
Source: RefSeq, a predicted model, not a curated record